Aspergillus novofumigatus IBT 16806 is the source of this 468-nucleotide messenger RNA. RefSeq names its product cytochrome P450. The record is from RefSeq and is a predicted model, not a curated record. NCBI's taxonomy places the organism in Eukaryota, Fungi, Ascomycota, Eurotiomycetes, Eurotiales, Aspergillaceae. The transcript has a single exon. Gene Ontology annotation, molecular function: iron ion binding; monooxygenase activity; oxidoreductase activity, acting on paired donors, with incorporation or reduction of molecular oxygen. The annotation marks the transcript as partial.
GUCUUUGGCGGGACGGACACCACGUCCACUGCCCUGAGGAAUAUUAUCUUUUAUUUGUUAACCACCCCUCGAGCAUACCGCGCACUUCAGUCCGAGAUUGACGGUGCUGUAAAGCCUGUGACACGCCCAGUGAUCAGAGACGCCGAGGCCAAAGCCCUUCCCUACCUCCAGGCAUGCAUCAAAGAAGGUCUAAGGAUAUUCCCACCCAGUAUGGGCCUUAUGGGCAAGGUGUGUCCGCGUGAUGAUACGAUCUGUGGCAUAAGGGUCCCUGCAAACACCCAAGUCGCUUGGUCGGCGCUGGCCAUUAUGAGGAACCGAACCAUAUUUGGGAACGAUGCAGACGUAUAUGAGCCGAAACGCUGGAUUGACGCACCAGUGGAAAAGAGAAAGGAGAUGGAUGCCUCGUACGGAUUGGUAUUUGCGACUGGAACAAGGUGGGAAUGCUUGGGAAGCGGCUUGCGUACAUAA